Fusarium oxysporum Fo47 is the source of this 756-nucleotide messenger RNA. RefSeq lists its product as uncharacterized. Lineage: Eukaryota; Fungi; Ascomycota; Sordariomycetes; Hypocreales; Nectriaceae. The transcript is spliced from 4 exons. The record is from RefSeq and is a predicted model, not a curated record. Gene Ontology annotation, molecular function: oxidoreductase activity. The coding region runs from base 1 to 756 and encodes 251 amino acids.
AUGGAUCCUUUGCAUGUUACGGCACCUGAAGACGAAAUUGUCAGACUAAACUACUUCCAGGAUUCAGAUAUCUUCGAACAUGAGAAGCCUUAUGAGAUUCUGUCCCAAGCGCCGCCAGGGAUUGAAAGGAGCAACUUUCAGCUCAGGCCUGGACAGCCUGAGACAAUACAUGAUUUGCGCGGUCUACGAACAAUCUUCAAUCUUGAUCAAAAUGGCUUUCAGGUGGUAUCGAACACGCUGAAGACGAGCUGUUUUGACGAGGCCACAAUCAAGAAAGACUAUCUUCCGUCGAUCGAAGCUCUGCUCAAGAGCGUGGAACCAGACAUCGAUGUACACAUUUUUGACUGGACGCUUCGGUCCAGUGGCUUGCCGGACCCCAAGCCUGGCACCAUUGUCAAUCUCAAUGAUCCGAUGCUAUGCUUGAAGCCAGUUCAAGAUGUUCAUGUGGUCGAGGACUGGCCUCUCGCCGUUUGCGACGGCAGUACGGUGCCACCGGAGAAGCUGAUCAAGGUCGAUCACGUACGAAAGCACCACAUUGGAGAGUCACUCUACCCUCUUGAGAGCGAUCGCUACCGGUGGUAUUAUUUGAACAAGCAAACACCAGACGAGGCCCUACUGAUCAAGAUGUUUGAUUCUAAAGAGGAUGUUGUAGCUACGUGCUGUCCGCAUACGUCUUUCCAGAAAAAGAAAAUUGCACCAUCAGGUAAAGCACGAGAGAGCAUUGAAGUGAGGGCUCUGGUAGUUUCAUCUUUUUAA